GGUGGCCGGCCGCCAGUCUGCGGACGGCGUCGGAGGAGGGAGCACGUCGCCUGCGCACGAGCCCGCCGCCACACGCCGACAGCGACCCGUCGCCCCAGACGAGCCGCCUCACAGCAGGUCCAGGUGUCGUGCCGCGUUCCGUGAUGUUCGUCCGCGGUCAGCGCUCGACCUGAGUCGUCCGCCGUGUACCGCUCGCCGCCCCCGCCGCCUGCACCGCCGCCGGAGUCUCCCGGAGCUCGCCGGAGCCGCCCGGACCCGAUGGACUUCCGGGCCGCCGCGCUGCCGCCGCCCGCCGCCCACAUGCCGGCGCUCUUCAGCCAGCCGCCGGCACUGCCGCCGCCGCCCCCGCCCAGCCAGGCCGGCCUCUUUCUCUACCCAGGGCUGUCGUCGCCGGUGAAGCCGCCGUCGCACCUGCUGCCCCCUCACAAGGUCUCUCCGCGGAACACAGCCACGGUGCCGCCGCUGCCGCAGAGCCUGGCACCGGUCACCUCGGUGGGACAGCCGCCGGUCUCUGCCGCCUCCAGCCAGGCCAACAGCUUCGCGGCCGCGCUCAAAUCGCUGGCCAGAAACGCAGGAGGUACCGAGACCAAGGAGCCAGCCGCGCCGUCUAAAUCCUCGCGUGACUCGGCGCCGCCGAUGAGCCCCAAGCGCGGCCCGCUGCACGUGCCACGUGCGCCGCACACGGACAACCCUCCGCCGGUGGUGGCCAUCGCGCCAACGCCCACCCACCAGCGCUCUCGGAUUACGCGCUGUUAA
Amphibalanus amphitrite is the source of this 756-nucleotide messenger RNA. RefSeq names its product proline-rich receptor-like protein kinase PERK2. The transcript has 5 exons. The record is from RefSeq and is a predicted model, not a curated record. NCBI's taxonomy places the organism in Eukaryota, Metazoa, Arthropoda, Thecostraca, Balanomorpha, Balanidae. Bases 259 to 756 code for a protein of 165 amino acids.